AAGCCGUCUAAGAAUCCUGAAGAAAACCGUAAUAGAACUAUGUAUCAGUUGAUAAACAAAGAACAGCAGUACGCCACGGGCCUUCAAUUUGCAGUAUCUAGGUUUGUGUCGGCUUUGGCUGAAAGAAAGGAUCUCAUUACCCCAGCGGAACAUCGAAUAUUAUUCCAGAACUGUGAAGAGAUUCUCAGAAUCACCGAAGACAUCUUGGAUCACUUGAAUCAAGAAGACGGGGAGCCUCAAUUACAUCUCCUCAUCAAAAUUUAUCACAUGAAAGUGCACGAAAUAACUACAGCGUAUAAACGCUACUGCUCAGGAAUUAAAAAAGCUGACUGUGUAUUAGCAAACAAGACUAAAAAUUCCAAUUCAGACUUCUGCCGGUUUCUUCAAGUACCUCAGAUUCCGAGAAGGAGGCCGGAUAUCACUACGUUUAUUCACAAGCCUUUAGAACAUUAUAGAGACAUUUUAAGGCUACUGACAACGAUACAAGGUAGCACAAAACCAAAUCAUGAUGACUUUCCUGUGAUAAACCAAAUUGUACAUGACUUACAGUUAACUUAUAGAGAAAUCACCUCCGAAGGUGGACUGAUGGAACCCUUAGGAGAGGGAAGACCCUUAUUAACAGUACAAGAUUUAGAAAAUAGGCUAGUUUUCACAAAGUGCAAGUUAACUUAUAGAGAAAUCACCUCCGAAGGUGGACUGAUGGAACCCUUAGGAGAGGGAAGACCCUUAUUAACAGUACAAGAUUUAGAAAAUAGGCUAGUUUUCACAAAGUGCAAGCCCUUCGUUCUAAAUAAACCUGGCCGACAAUGGAUAUUUGGUGGUGACCUCAGUAGAGUGGAGGGUCGAAACGUUCGUCAGUAUUGGACUUUACUUUUUAGUGAUCUUUUAUUAUUUGCAAAGGCCUCUAGGGAUCGUGUUUUGUUCGUUAUUGAAGACCCAUUGCCCCUGUCACAUAUAACAGAUAUGUUUUUCAACGUACGAAAAAAAGAUACUGAAUUCAGGAUAACAAUAAAUCCCGAGGGUGAGACUGCAAAGAGUCCUACAGUUCACUGCGGUCCUGACCUCACAAGGACACCUAGGAAAAACUCAAACAAAAAAACUGUGAUUCUGAGAGCUCCCAAUGCUGAACUGAAAGCCGUUUGGCAAAACUUACUUCAACGGCAAAUCUUUCAAUUGAACUCAGGCAUGGACGGCAGCUCAGUUAGUUCUCCACUAGAAUCCCCCGAAGCUCCAAUAACUUCAUCCGUGGUCACCUUACAGUCUGCAGAGUCGUUUUCGAUACGUCGUCAGCAAACUCCUCAAAACCUAAAUCAAAACUGUCAAAGCGAAAAUAACGAAAACAAAGAAAUUCAAAAACAAAUCGAUGCGCUCAUAGAGCUCAAAUGCAAACAAUUGGGAAAAACCAAUUCCAACGGUAAAUAUAAUGCCGUCCAUCUGGAGCAGUGGAUGAAAGGCCAACUGAAUGGUGAAAGUAUAUUAGGGACACCGGAAUUAGAACCAAUGUACGAAGAAUGGACCAGAGAGAUGGUUAUAAAGAGAUCCGAGGAGUUACAGCUGAUUGACUCUCAGGGAAAUGUGAAAAGCAAACCCGAUAUUAUCAAAGACGGGUAUGAUAUGUGCGAAGAGGUUAUUUUAUCAGAUCAUGAACAUAGUCCGUCCAAAAGCACGACUACUGAAAGUCAAGUUACUGUUAGGUCGAGUCCAUUAGUGCCAGAAACAGUACCGGUAUGUCGACAAUGCCAUAAAAAUUGCCUUAGUAGUAAUGGAACAGUAAAUGGUAGUGUACAAAAUUUCAAUGACUGUAAUAGUAAUAGAACUAGUAACUCUCAGCUAGAGACUGCAGACAGAAAUGAAAAUGUAGGUGAUGAAGACGACUGGCAAACUUUCCUGCUAGUUGAACUGAUAAUGGAAGCAAAAUGCACCAAAAUCAAACAGAUAAUGCAGAAACAACUGGGAAUAAAACCAAUCAACUCUAAAGCAGAUAUAGAAACCGAUUCUUUGCGAGACACGUAUUAA
Molecule: messenger RNA, 2016 nt
Organism: Leptinotarsa decemlineata (Colorado potato beetle)
Lineage: Eukaryota; Metazoa; Arthropoda; Insecta; Coleoptera; Chrysomelidae
Gene: PsGEF
Product: Protostome-specific GEF
Cellular component (GO): nucleus; plasma membrane
Molecular function (GO): guanyl-nucleotide exchange factor activity; protein binding
Source: RefSeq, a predicted model, not a curated record